Messenger RNA from Leptinotarsa decemlineata (Colorado potato beetle), 823 nucleotides. Its product is annotated as mpv17-like protein 2. Gene Ontology annotation, biological process: mitochondrial ribosome assembly. NCBI's taxonomy places the organism in Eukaryota, Metazoa, Arthropoda, Insecta, Coleoptera, Chrysomelidae. The record is from RefSeq and is a predicted model, not a curated record. Gene Ontology annotation, cellular component: membrane; cytoplasm; mitochondrion.
UUUUCUUUUCGUAACCUCUACCUUUAACCUCUGAAACCUGAAGGUUUUUGAAAUGUAAACAUAUUUAUAUAAUUAAAUUCGAAAUGGCCUGUAGUGAGGGGCAGUAUCUUGUAAAAUUUAUAGCUUCAAAUUUACUACCAAAAUUCAAAAGAGUUUUCAAGGGCGCCUUCAGUGAGAAAUAUCUACUAUUGACGAAUCUAGGGAUUUCAGUAUCUUUAUCUGGCUUGGGAGAUGCAAUAGAGCAGCGCUAUGAAAUCAUGAAUGAUGAGAUAGAGAAAUGGAAUCCUUUAAGAACAUGGCAUAUGUCAGUUUCUGGACUAACAGUCGGAUUUAUAUGUCAUCAUUGGUACAAAUAUUUGGACAAAUUUCUUCCUGGUUAUACAUUGAGAAUAGUAAUGAAAAAAAUCAUAGUUGAUCAACUUGUUGGUUCUCCUUUGUGCAUUUCAACAUUUUUCUUAACUAUAGGAUAUCUGGAAGGCACAGAAAAAGAUGCCUUUAUCGAAGAAAUAAAGCAGAAAGCUUGGAAACUUUACGCGGCAGAAUGGGUCAUUUGGCCACCAGCACAAUUCAUAAACUUUUACCUGCUACCCAAUAAAUUCAGAGUGUUAUUUGAUAAUACAAUUUCCUUAGGUUAUGAUAUUUAUACAUCUAGGGUUAAAUUCACAAAAGGUAGUUCAGAAUAAUGGCAGAUAUGUAGAGAAAUUCAACUAAAGUAUUUUCAAACCUUAUUGUCCCUCAAGAAUUACAUAAUAUCUGUGAUAGGUAUCUGUAUAUCCUUUUGUAUAUUGGUACCCAGUUGAAAAUACAAUUUUAUUGAAGCUAA